Hyaena hyaena (striped hyena) is the source of this 2346-nucleotide messenger RNA. It is a transcript of the gene CD300E, whose product is annotated as CD300e molecule. Gene Ontology annotation, cellular component: plasma membrane. The transcript is spliced from 4 exons. The coding region runs from base 87 to 842 and encodes 251 amino acids. NCBI's taxonomy places the organism in Eukaryota, Metazoa, Chordata, Mammalia, Carnivora, Hyaenidae. Gene Ontology annotation, molecular function: transmembrane signaling receptor activity. The record is from RefSeq and is a predicted model, not a curated record.
AGUGGAUGCCCUAGGCUCGGUCACAAACACCUGGAUUCCAGUUGGGACUUGGAUUUGCUGGGGACACCAACCAGAGAGACAGGACCAUGUGGCUGUCCCCAGCUCUGCUCUUUCUCUGCUUCUCAGGCUCUUUGUCCCUGAUGGGCCCCAGCUCUGUGACAGGCACCUUGGGUGGUUCUCUGAGUGUACAGUGUCAGUAUGAGGAGGACUACCGGACAUAUAAAAAAUACUGGUGCCGAGGGCAGUCUGAGAGCACAUGUGACAAGAUUGUGGAGACCAAUGUAGAAGAGAAGAGAGGUCGUGUGUCCAUCAGAGACCAUCCUGAUAGCCUCACCUUCAUAGUGACCAUGGAGAACCUCACCGCAGAAGACACUGGAUCCUACUGGUGUAGAAUUCAGAAAACAUGGUUCCUGGACAUAUGGUCAUAUGACCCUUCGGUCCAGGUUAAUGUGUCUGUUUCUCCAGCACCAAGUAAAACCACAGGGAAGACCGCAUGUCGAGCUGCAUCUGACACCUUUCCGGUGCUGAGCACCAAACAGAAUUUCAGCGCCGAGGUGUUGACCCACUGCUCGGGGUCCUCAUUUAGCAACGUCCACUUGCUGCUCCUGGUCUUCCUGAAGCUGCCCCUGUUCUUGAUGUUGGUGGGUGCUGUCCUCUGGGUGAACAGGCCUCUGAGGGGCCCUGGGGGAAGUCAGCCUGACAAAGAGAAGCCAUCAUGUAGUAAACUGUCUCCAGGAAUGCCCUGUCCAGGAAUACAAUCCUUCAGACAGAAUAGGAGAGACCUUCAGACUCUGGACUCCAAGGCAGGCGGACAGAAGUGCCUGGAUUCUGGAGGGGCCUAAGUCUUCUGGGGAUCUCGUUCCUGUGUCUCAAGGGAGAAUCCUGGGCCUUGGAUGACACUUGCUCCAAAUCCGCAGGUGCAGGAUGGAUGAGUCUCCUGGGCCAGUGUUUGGGGUCCUCUUCUUCUGUCUCAGAUCCCCUGGCCCUCAUGCCUAUCUCUCAAGGGCAAGAAUUCUCUGGAAGUUUCUGGAAAGUCCAGCCCUUCACUCCUCUCAUUGCCACAAAAUCUUCUCAGCUCAGUGUCCCCCAGGGUAAUAACCACCUCCUUUCUGCAGCCAGGUGGCUCCCUGAGGACUUGCUCCUCAUAGUUUCAGUCCUUGGGCUCAACAAGGCUUCAACCUCACUUGUGUCCCUGUGACCAGAGAAUGUGUGCUGUACUCAAGCAUCUCUGCCUGGGCCGGCCAUGGCUGAACAGCUUUCGGUUAAAGCUCUGGAUCUGGUUGGAGCAGAAGUGGGUGCCCCCAAUAUCACUCCCGGAAUUCUCCACCCUGGUGAGUCUCCUGCACACAGGGCCGGUGGGUAGUCCACUGUAGCAGAAGUCUGGCUGAAGCCACCUAUCAACACUUGGUGCUUUCCACGGAGAAGUAGACAGUCUCUAAAGACAAGGUGCAGGACACAGACAUGAGGAGAUACCUCCCCACAUAGUGUUGGCACAAUGCCACAGCUACCAUGGGACACACCAGCCUGAGAAAGGGCUCUCUUGGGUUUGAAUGCUUGUCAACAGCUUUCUCCCUGAAGUUUGCAGCAAGGUGCAUAGUCUGUUACAAACACGUAUCACCAUGUUCACUCAACUCCUUGUGUGUAAAACAGCCCUCUCCUCUCUGCCAAGCCCAAGCCUUCCCUCAGCUAGUGAUGCCAGUUUCCAGAAAACACUCCGAGUUCCUGAGCACUGAGUUUGCAAGCAGGGCUGCCAUGUUCAGAACCCAAAUCCUGGCAUGGCUCCCACAAGGGCAGGGCCGUUUGUGGCACCUUGAGGAGAGCUGGGACUGGCCCAGGACUCCAGUGAAGGAGAAAUUCAACCAAGGAGGCACAUACUUACUAUAUUAAUAAAACACAGACGGGGCGAUAUAGGAAACACAAUGAUGGCAAGAGAGAAGCUUAUGAUGCACUUUAUUCUGUUUCAAAAUUAUUCCAAGCAAUCUCGUUUCUUUACCUUUCCAGAUAAAUUUUUGAGUAAGCUUGUGUGUAGCUACCAAAACAAUUUUGUUGGUAUUUUGAUUGGAAUCAUAUUAAACUUACAGAUCAAUACUGGGAAAAUUGACAUCUUUACUAUGUUGAGUGUUCCAGUCCAUAAAUGUGGUAUCUCUUGCAAUUUAUUUAAGUGUUCCUUGGCUUCACUCACCAGUGUUUUGUAAAUUUUAGUAUCUGGAUGUUGCAUGUGUUCUGUUAGAUUUAUACCCAAGUAUUUUGUCUUCCUUUCGAGCACUCGUGAACAGCACUGUGCUUUUCAUUUAAUUUUCUACAUGUUCAUUGAUAGUUUACAAAUAGGAUUGUGUGUGUGUAGGU